AUGAUGAGAGCAGCUAUGGUGAGAGAGAAGGAAGACCAUAAAACUCAUCUGCAUCGAGUCGCGUCCUCAAAUUUACCCGUCGUACCUCGAAAGUCUUGGGAAUAUUAUGUCGCGAUCUUACAACCAGGAAUCUCUUUGGAGAAAUGUGAACAUGGAGAUUUUUUAUGGAUCAAGGUUAAGAAGACUGUGACUAUCGAAAAAAUUCUGGCAUCGCACUUUAAGAGAACCGGUCGAAAUUCCAUUCUCAUGGAUGGCGACGUCGGUUUGUCAAUCGAUACCAAAAUCGAGGAUAUCAAAUGCUUGGGACUUGCCGUAUAUGCAUUCUGGGAGAUUGUCAAGGUUGAGAAAUGGUGGGAGUAUACAGUUUCCUCGACAUAUAUUGAUGAAAAGACGAGGUCGAUGAAGGUAGAGAAACAUGGGAGAUUAUUGGAGAAUACGGUUCUCUCAGCCAUGGCACAUGAGGAAACGGGGUUGAUUGAUUCCAGUGAACUCCUUCAGAUUACAUCGGCUAAACCUUGUUCGAUUGAGAAGAAAGAGGAAUCCAGGAGCUUGUUGAAAAUGACGGUCGAUUCCACCUUGACGGCAUAUGAAGAAAUGAGAGCGAUUAAGUUCAAACGCAAGACCAAGUCGUCUCUGAGUGAAAAGAAAGAAGAAAAGCCUUGGAGUUGGGAAACUACAGUCCCAUCAAUCAUAGAUAAUACUGUAGGAGCAAGGAGAAAGCAAACUCUCAGAGAGCUUUCAAAGAAUAAGUCAAGCAUGGCACCCUCAGUUGCAACGAAAGAAGAGAAGUCCAAGGAGCGAUCAGAAGCCGCAUCAACCAACAAAGCAUCUUAUGUUAUUAAAGCAGGACAGAAACGGAAACUGGGGAAAGCGACAAAAGGAGAGAUGUUGAAAAGAGAAUUAGCUCAAGAGGAUAGGGCCGAAAUCAUCAAACGUAGGAGGAUAGAGUUGGAAUCAGAAGCUACUAACGAGAAGAUCAUCCAACAAAUGAGAACGGAGUUAGACAUAAAACUGGAUCUCAUGAAGUUGAAAAACGAAAAGGCACCAGCGAUCAACUUGCUAAAACCCUUCGUUGAAAACACAAAAUUGGAUUUAAAACGACACGACGACUAUGUCGCCAAACAGCGAAAAAACAUGGAGGCAAGUUCCCAAAGAUUCGGGAAAUUGCAGUUUAAAGAAAUUCUCAAACGAUUCGAGAUUUCAUGGGAACGACAAAGGCAAGAUAUUAUCAAUAGAGAUCCACAGUUCAAACAGAGUGUUAAGUCUGAACCUCAAAAGUCAACAGAAAAGACUACUUCAAAUGAUCAAGAUCACGGUUCCCUUGAAUCCAUUCUCAAAGAGAGACAAAUUCACCUUGACCUUCAAGCUAUCCAGAGACAACUCGAUAUCGCAAAACGCGAAUACACACAAUCAAAAUAUACUCUUCGCUACUCUGGCAAUACCGUUCGUUUGGAGUGCGCAUACUGUCCCAAUAUCAAUAUUCAAAUGGGAUUGAAAGACUAUCGAAAUGUUGCUGGCAUAGUGAAAAGGCAUCAAACGUCGAAGGAUCAUACAGAUAAUCGAUACCAUGAAGCCCUGAGGAACGAAGCGGCCGAAAAUCAAAAAACAACAUCUAGGUCGGAUAUACAGCAGUUGCAAACAACAUCCAGGCACUGA
This is a messenger RNA of Botrytis porri, 1656 nucleotides long. RefSeq lists its product as uncharacterized. Lineage: Eukaryota; Fungi; Ascomycota; Leotiomycetes; Helotiales; Sclerotiniaceae. The record is from RefSeq and is a predicted model, not a curated record. Bases 1 to 1656 code for a protein of 551 amino acids. The transcript has 3 exons.